AUGUUGCGAAUGGUGGGCGACAGCAAGACCGAGCAUACCAGCGACUCUACAGUCAAUACCCCAACCAUAGAUACAGACAAAAAAAAUGAAAAACGGAUAAGCGAUCGUUCACCUCGAUGUUCCUCAGACGAGGACUCUGAUAUCGCUCUAAGUGACAGUGAAAAUGAGCACCUCGAGCUCAUCAGAGCCAAAGCUACUCGCAUCCCCGAAGAAGAGGGUAACUCAAAUGAUGUAGCCAGCGUGCCACCUAAGAGCGAGAAUGAGAAGCCGGCAUCAUGGCUUUCCUUGCCCAGAAAAGAUCAACUUUUCAUCCUAGCCCUCGCGCGUAUGGCUGAGCCCAUAGUCCAAUCCAGCAUAAACUCGUACAUGUUCUUCAUGCUGCGAUUCUUUGACCCAUCACUUUCGGACUCAGCCAUUGCCUCGCAGGCAGGCUACCUUUCAGGAGGCUUUACAGCCGCUCAGUGUAUCACAGCUAUGAUAUGGGGCCGUGUGGCUGACAAGGCAUCGGUGGGUAGAAAGAAUGUACUCAUUAUCGGUUUGUUAGGAACGCUUACAUCCACAAUUGGCGUUGGGUUUUGCCGGUCUUUUGCUCCUGCAUUCUUCUUUCGCUGUCUUGGCGGAGCCUUGAACGGCAAUGUCAGCAUUAUGCGGACGAUGACUUCUGAGAUCAUUCGCGAAAAGAAGUAUCAGACUAAGGCUUUCUUGUUGAUGCCCAUUAUGUUCAAUGUUGGUGUUCUUUUUGGUCCUCUACUUGGUGGUUGGCUACAGAAUCCGGUCCACAGUUUUCCCCGGGCAUUUGGGCCUGGAAGCAAGCUUGGUGGCACAGAAGGUGUGGGAUGGAUGCUGAAAUAUCCAUAUGCAUUACCAAACUUGUUUAAUGCUUCACUGUUGUUUAUCUCGCUUCUCCUUGUAAUUUUAGCUCUCGAAGAGACACAUAUGGAUCGUCAGCAUCUCUCUGAUCCAGGCCUCAAAUUGGGUCGAUUUAUGGUUCGCAUAAUUUGUUGCAGGCCGCGACAGUCUCAAUAUGCCCAGCUAGAAGUGGAGGAUAAUGUUAAUGAUAUUGAAAUGACAAUGCCUCCGGAAUACACCAAAGAAACCAAAACCUCAUACCAACCACGUGCGAAGCUACCAUUCCAGCGCAUACUUCGUCGCAAUGUCAUUGCAACUAUGGUCGCCCAUGGGCUUAUACAGGGCCAUACAAGCGCGUUUCAAAAUCUUUGGUUCUUAUUCCUUUCUACGCCUCGCUUUGAUCCUGCCCAUCCAAACCCGCCGGAUUAUAUACCACACCCUCCUCUCUUCUUCACAGGAGGCUUAGGCCUCUCACCCGUUAUCAUUGGAACAGCAAUCGGUAUCAUCGGCGCCAUGGGCCUGACUUUACAAUUCGGUGUCUAUUCAUGGGUAACGCACCGCUUGGGCGUGUUACAUGCAUACCGUUAUACCCUAGCAUUUUUCCCCCUAGCUUAUGCAAUUGCUCCAUUUCUAGCAUUAUUUCCAACGAAGUCAGACUCGCCACAUGCAGCAGACGGCCCAUGGAUCUGGAUUGGAAUUUGUAGUUUGUUGCUGCUCGUUGUUACAGGUCGUACAUUUGCGCUUCCCAGCUCUCUUAUCCUUAUCAAUAACUGCACGCCGCACCCGAGUGUCCUCAGCACUAUCCACGGUAUCGCGCAGAGCGUCAGCGCCGGAGCCAGAACUUUGGGUCCGCUCGUUUUUAGUGCGGUGUAUGGCCAAGGCUUGAAAAAGGGGGUGGUGGGUAUGGCGUGGUGGAUACUGAUGAUUGAAGCUUUUGUUGCUUUUGGUGCAAGUUGGUUGGUUUAUGAGGGGAAUGGACAUGAAAUUCGUUUGGAAGGAGAUCCUCCAUGUUGA
This is a messenger RNA of Sclerotinia sclerotiorum 1980 UF-70, 1863 nucleotides long. RefSeq lists its product as hypothetical. Gene Ontology annotation, biological process: transmembrane transport. NCBI's taxonomy places the organism in Eukaryota, Fungi, Ascomycota, Leotiomycetes, Helotiales, Sclerotiniaceae. The transcript is spliced from 2 exons. The record is from RefSeq and is a predicted model, not a curated record. Gene Ontology annotation, molecular function: transmembrane transporter activity. The coding region runs from base 1 to 1863 and encodes 620 amino acids.